Messenger RNA from Harpegnathos saltator (Jerdon's jumping ant), 3768 nucleotides. RefSeq names its product trynity (gene tyn). The record is from RefSeq and is a predicted model, not a curated record. The transcript has 12 exons. NCBI's taxonomy places the organism in Eukaryota, Metazoa, Arthropoda, Insecta, Hymenoptera, Formicidae. Bases 408 to 2525 code for a protein of 705 amino acids. Gene Ontology annotation, biological process: anatomical structure morphogenesis.
CCGACAGUCCAGCCAACAGGAGCGUCUUUUUUCUCCCUCCUUACGUCAAGGCCGAACGGAACAGUGUUCACGGUCGCGCGUGUGAUCUCGGCGACCCGGUGUCGAAAUCCCGGCGGAGAGAGAUUGACUGAUCGCGGUCUCUCUUUCUCUCUUUCCCCGCCCCCCCCCCCGUCCUCAUCAUCAUCGUCACGCACGUCGCCCGUAGUCCGCUCGCUCGAGAGAGGCAAGGGACUCUCUUCGCUCGACGUGCUUCGGGAACAAGUAAACGGCGAAACGCAAAGACUCUAGCCAGUGAUUGGAGCUAUCGAGUGAUUAGAGAGAGAGAGAGAGAGAGAGAGAGAGAGAGACCGGAGGUGAAUCUGGGAAUCCGGGAUCGCGGUAUCAGUGGAUAGCAGCAGGCGGUCAAGAUGGGCUCGCUGGCGAUCGGGAGGUUGGCGUGUGCAACCGCGAGCCUGGUAUUCGCAGUGCUGCUAGCGAGCGGUGACGCCGCGUUGGCCAGGACCGCGUUCGAGAAGCUCACCGACUACGACUACCGCGGCACCACCUAUUACAGCGUGAGGAAUCUGUCGCUGUACGAGUGCCAAGGAUGGUGCAGGGAGGAGCCGGAGUGUCAGGCCGCCGCGUUCUCGUUCGUUGUGAAUCCCCUGGCGCCGAUGCAGGACACUCUCUGCCAGCUGCAGAACGAAACGGCCGCCACGAAUCCGGCCGCGCAGCCUCAGAGGGCCGCCAAUAUGUACUACAUGACGAAACUGCAGAUCAGAUCCGAGAACGUCUGUUUGCGACCGUGGGCGUUCGAGCGCAUCCCGAAUAAGAUGAUUCGCGGCUUGGACAACGCGCUAAUUUACACGUCCACGAAGGAGGCAUGUCUCGCGGCCUGCUUGAACGAGCACCGUUUCACCUGCCGCUCCGUGGAGUACAAUUACGUGACGCUGCAGUGUCAUCUGGGCGACUCGGAUCGCCGGACGACCGGGCAGUACAUCCAGUUCGUGGACGCGCAGGGGGUGGACUACUUCGAGAAUUUAUGCCUGAAAGGUAAGGAGGCCUGCAAGUCUCAAAGGAUCUUCCAGAUGCCCAGAAUCGGCGUGGCGGACGACAAGGUGGCGCAGUACGCUGGUCUGCACUAUUACACCGACAAGGAACUGCAGGUCCAAAGCGAGUCCGCCUGCCGGCUGGCCUGCGAGAUCGAGAACGAGUUCCUCUGCAGGUCCUUCCUCUACCGCGGCGCUCCUCAGGGCUCGGCCUACAACUGCCACCUGUUCCAUCUGGAUCACUGGACCCUGCCGGACGGGCCGUCGACGUAUCUGAACGCCGAGAGGCCGCUGAUCGACAACGGGGAACGCGUCGGGACUUACUUCGAGAAUUUCUGCGAGAAGGGUACCGGCCCGGUGGCGGAUCCAUUACCCAUCGUCUUCGAGACCACCGAAGACCCCACGAUCAACAACCUCACCAGAAACGACAUCAACUGCGACAAGACCGGGACUUGCUACGAUGUGUCGGUCGACUGCAAAGACACUCGAAUCGCCGUUCAGGUUCGCACCAAUAAGCCGUUCAACGGGCGCAUCUACGCCCUCGGACGGUCUGAAACGUGCAAUAUCGACGUUAUCAAUAGCGACCUGUUCAGGCUGGAUCUCACGAUGAGCGGGCAAGACUGUAACACUCAGAGUGUGCGUGACGGUUUUCAGACUGGCAUCUACUCGAACACGGUCGUACUGCAACACCACUCCGUGGUAAUGACAAAGGCCGACAAAAUCUACAAAGUUAAGUGCACGUAUGACAUGUCGUCGAAGAAUAUCACCUUCGGCAUGAUGCCGAUCAGAGACCCGGAAAUGAUCAGCAUCACGAGCGCGCCGGAGGCGCCGCCGCCGAGGAUCCGCAUCCUCGACAGCCGGUCGCGCGAGGUCGAGACCGUGCGCAUCGGCGACAAAUUGACCUUCAGAAUCGAAAUCCCAGAGGACACCCCAUACGGCAUUUUCGCUCGCAGUUGCGUAGCCAUGGCAAAAGACUCGAAAAGCACGUUCCAGAUCAUCGACGACGAAGGGUGCCCCGUCGAUCCCUCUAUCUUCCCCAGUUUCACGCCCGACGGUAACGCCCUGCAGUCCGUGUACGAGGCUUUCAGGUUCACCGAAUCUUACGGCGUGAUCUUCCAGUGUAACGUCAAGUACUGUCUAGGACCGUGCGAGCCGGCCGUUUGCGAAUGGGGCCGCGAAUCCGUGGAGUCGUGGGGCAAGAGGCGCAGGAGAAGCCUCGCGAACUCGACGGAGGAGAAGGCCGAGGACAUGACUCUGUCGCAAGAGAUCCUGGUGCUGGACUUUGGCGAUGAGAAGCAGUCGGACUUUCUGAAGAGCGACGCCAGCAUAGACUUUAACGAAGCAGACAAAACAGUGACCAUCGUGGAGCCGUGCCCGACGAAGACCUCGGUGCUGGCGCUCGGGGUGACGUGCGCUCUGCUGGUGCUCAUCUACAUCUCCACGAUCUUCUGUUACUACAUGAAGAAGUGGCUGACGCCCCGCAAGAUGAUGCCUUAAAGGGCGAGGAAACGUGUUCGCCCCGCGGAACGCGUGGAUCGCGAAAGCAAAUAAGGAAGACGACAGCCAAGAGUACGAGAGUUCACGCAUACACGCACACACACACACACACGCGCGCGCACGUACACGCAUCCCCAUUCGCGAUACACCCAGCCACAUUCAUACAUGAUGAGCGAUCGAGAGAUUCACGCGUAGCGAUAAUCAUUCGCUCUCUCAUCCCACUAUUGUACGUUCAUUCUCAUUAUACCACCACCGGCUCGAAACGGCUCUCAAGAGAGCGGGCGGUAGAAAGAAUCGCCGCUUCGAGGCGACGGACAAUCGUACCAUUGUAACGUGCGAUUGAAUCGCCCGCCCAAUGCGAUCGGUAUUCCGCGUGGCGUGCUACAUCGACGACGAUCGCAGACGGGAUCGAUUGUGUAAUGUCCCGAGAGCGCGCGAGUGCCGGCUCUACAUCGGUAACACCGACGUGCACGCUUUCUCAGAGCAGGUACGCGCUCAGACUCGUUGGUAUAGGUCGACGCUUCCGACGGAGUCAUUCGGGAGAGAUUAAUAAUAGAUCGUCUCGAAAAUAAGUUUACGCGCGCGCACACAUAGACGCACGUACUCAUGCACGCAUACGUACACGCGCACACACACACACACACACACACAUACGCGCGCACACGCAGCAUAUCAUACACACGGAAGACUGCCGACUGACGUGAUGAAGAUCACAAGGAUCUCUUGUACCAUAUGUUGAAAGUAAACAGCGAGACGGAUAUACGCGCGCGCACGCACACAUAUAUACACGCAUGCAACCGAGGUCUACGACGGUAGCGGCGACGACUCGACUCGUCUCGGAUUGAUUUUUAACCCGGGGGGCGACUCACCAACGGAUAUCCUGACUCUUAAGGUGGCGGAUAUUAAUAUCGAUCGCGAAGGAGGCUCCGAUGAGGAACACAGCUCGAGUCGUGCAACGACGAUGACACAUCUCGCGGCGGGACGCUAAUAAAAUAUUACGUGCGCAGUCACUCCUUGGCUGCUCAGCACGCUCAACAGCGUGAGUUCUUGGCGCGCGCGAGAUAUUGUCAAAAUAGCGACCAUAACUGAUCCGUGUUGACGUACACACGGUUUGUUUUCACGCGCGCGGAGGAAGAGCGUUUGUUGCUUGCCGCGCGUCGGCGCGUCCGAUCUCGAGGGUGGUUUAUCGCAACAAAGUUGCCGAGCGACUCUUCUUCGCACGUGACACGCACACACGCGCAUA